AUGAAUAAGGGAUUGUCAUAUUUCAACUUCGCAUGGGACUUAGCGUUCUUGACAAAAGCUAGAAAGUACACAUUUUGCAAGCCAAAGUUCAUAUUCUACGCGACAUAUAUGUCAAAGAAGAUCAGUGUAAUGGAACAUGAGGCAUCUGUUCUUGAGGGAUAUGAUGGGAAAUGCUUUAGGUUAUUCACUGGUGUUUUUGUCAAGGCAAAUGAUGGAAUCAUGGAAUUUCUACAGAAGUUGAGCCAUAUGUCACAUACAGGCAAAACAUGGGAUGUACCAACUGGUGGUAAAAGUCAUGUGUUACUCCUGAAUAUUUAUCCACAGUUUUGUGAAGAAGAGAGCCAAGCAGCUCAACGAAGCAUGAUGCAGGGUAUGACGGACAUUAUAUAUGGGCACAUCACUUCAGAAAAAACCCAUUGUGGAGUGAAGCCUGUGCUCACCUACUAGUUUAUAUAUGAAGUCAUAAUAACAUUUUUUGUGUAUUUUUCUAUGCAUAUCCUUGUUACUAGAAAAAUGUUAAUCUAAUACGGGGAGAAAAAUACGGUUAAAAGGUUCACCAUACUAGAAAAAAUGAAUAAUACUGCUUAAAUUUAGAUUCAAAUACAUCUAAUCUUAUUCUAG
Messenger RNA from Lactuca virosa, 621 nucleotides. The record is from the annotation of a GenBank genome assembly. NCBI's taxonomy places the organism in Eukaryota, Viridiplantae, Streptophyta, Magnoliopsida, Asterales, Asteraceae.